AAAUUACUAGUGAGGCGAAAACUGUAUAUAUAUCGAACCAAAACAAAAUUCAAAGUUCAAAAUUUUCAUUUUCGCGGCACAGAUAGUUGCCAGUUGCCAUGAAAGAGGAUUCGCUUCAACACCAUUUAGGAUCUGCUCGUCACCUUGUGAAAGGAAUGGAAUCGGUAGUGGCGACGGUCAGCGGUUAUCAGGGUUCCGAGAGAUUUAAUAUAAUCAAACUGAUUGAUCGCACUGGAGCUAGUUACGUUGGAAAUAUGAGCCAGUCAGUUACACAUUUGGUGUGCUGGAAAUUUGAAGGCAGAAAAUAUGAGCUUGCCAAGAAGUUUAGGAUACCGGUUGUUAAUCAUUGCUGGAUUGAGGAAUGCGUAAAGCAAGGAAGGCGUGUUUUGGAGGAGCCAUAUACCUAUAGAAGUGGAGAAGAAAUGGGACAUUUGGUUCUGGAUAUCGACCUGGCAAAAGCUCAAUCAAAAGACUUGAAGAAUGCUAAAAGAUCUUUUGUUGAAACUGAAAGUGAAGACAUAAAUGAUGCCGGUUGGAAGAAUUCAAUCCUUUUAGAUGAGGAUCUAUUUCCUAAGAAGAGGCGGAAUGAUCAUGGUUCCAGUAGAUCAAUAGGGAAAGCAAUCAAAAGAAAUUCAAGGAAGGAUUGUCCUAGUAGCAGUAGACGUGGCCUUAAAAAACUAUCAACAACCAAGAAUAUAGAGCUUGGAGAAGCAAGCACGUCGCAUCGUGCAUAUUCUUGUAGACUGGAAAAGAGGAACUCUACUUCUCCGGAAUCUCGGUCCAAGGGCCGUAGGCUGGUGAAAAAGUGUACGAGUUUGAAGGAUUGGUUAAUAAUUUCAGAUGUGGAGGAAGAAUGUGAGGAAGUUAAAGUGUUACCAGAGAUUAAAAGCCGUGGAGAUUUGGUUGAGAGGCACCGAUCUACUAAAAGGCAUACAUCUGAUAUGAGGAGUACUUUAAAUGGUUUAGAAAGUAUUGAUGAUCAUGAUACUGUUCAAGAGAUUGAGCAUUUAGAUGGUGAUGACAUUGAGGAACCUGGAUAUGUAAAUCAUGAAAACCAGAAUUCACAUGCUCGUGUUACACCAUCAUCCUUUGAAACUCCAGAAAAGCUUCAUGAAGCUGCUAACCCGGGUUCAACUGAAGAAGAGAGCUUACUGCCCGCAUCAAGUGAAUUGUCAUGUGUUAUAUGCUGGACGGAUUUCAGUUCCACUCGUGGAGUACUUCCAUGUGGUCACCGAUUUUGCUUCUCAUGCAUCCAGAACUGGGCUGAUCAUAAGAAUUCAAGUGGAAAGCCUUCAACAUGUCCUCUGUGCAAAGCUAGUUUCAUAUGCAUCACUAAAUUGGAAGAUGCUGUUUCUUCAGAUCAGAAAAUAUAUUCUCAGUCUAUGCCAAGAGACAGUUCGAAAACGAAUCUGUAUGUUCUUCCUGACGAAAUAUAUAGUCAUCCAGCCAAUGUAUCAGUAUCAGCAUCAGCAACAGUUUGUUACCAAUGCUCGAGUAGAGAACCUGCGGAUCUUCUCGUUAGUUGUAAUUCCUGCCAGAAUCGAUGUGUUCAUUCAUUCUGCCUUGAUCCGCUAUUGCUUCCCUGGACAUGCGUGCAUUGCCAGGAACUCCACACGCUUUACCUUCGCAACCGUUAGCUCUCACCUACAUGUAUUGCAUCUUUUCAAUAAUAGUGGAAAUGUAUUUUUCCAUCCUAGACUAUCUUGGUAUUUUCCCUCGAAUUCAUCUGCUUUUAUACUCUAUGACAUGGAUUUGUUCAUAAUAAAGCAAACCAUGCAUAAUUGGUUUGUAGAAAUUAUUAUUAUUAUUAUUUGGAUGAGUUCACCA
Salvia miltiorrhiza (redroot sage) is the source of this 1827-nucleotide messenger RNA. RefSeq lists its product as uncharacterized. The record is from RefSeq and is a predicted model, not a curated record. The transcript has 8 exons. Lineage: Eukaryota; Viridiplantae; Streptophyta; Magnoliopsida; Lamiales; Lamiaceae. The coding region runs from base 99 to 1637 and encodes 512 amino acids.